AUGGCGAAAAUACCGAAGCCGCCACGGGCAUUGCCUACAACGAAAGCAGUGCCGGUCAGACGCGCGCUGCCUCUGAACAGACGAGCUCCGACCCAAUCGCCAUACGACCUGUCGAAACCAAAUCCCAAGCAAACACCAGAGGAGGCGAUCCGAAAGGUCUGGGCUGCACGACCGAAGUUGAAGGACCUACAGAGACUCUCAGACGAGCAAUUGGCAUCAGAACAACACCAGGCGAAGCUGCGGAGGUGGAGACAAUGGCCCAUGUUUGGAGUCGGGCUGGUCGCCUUCGGACUGGGAAUGUACGGCGUGAUGAUGUACGUCUCGUUGACGCGCCAUGUCGACACCAAGGACCUGCCAGCGGAUCUCACAGAUCGCUUCGACAAGGAAGCUGAGGGCUACGACGAGAAGGUAGAUACCUCCGAAAUGCUGCUCCUGCUCUCGUCGAAGCGCAAGAAGCUGGCCAAGCUGGCGCGAGGACAUGUGCUGGAAGUUGCCGUAGGGACGGGCAGGAACAUAGCAUACUACAACACGAAGCAAUGCGCGACCGUAACAUUGCUCGACAGCAGCGCGCCCAUGCUGGAGGUCGCGCGGCGGAAGUGGAACGACACACACAAGGAGUACUUCAGCCGGGUCUUCUUCAAGCGGCAAUCCGCUCUGGACCCCAUCACGCCGCCAUUUGACGCCCAAGACGGCUACGACACGGUGAUUGAGACAAUGGGCCUCUGCUCGACGCCGGAGCCCGUGAAGCUGCUGCAGAACAUCGAGGCAUGCACCAACGAGGACGGACAGAUAUUGCUUCUGGAGCACGGCAAGUCGCAUUACGAUUGGCUCAACGGUUUGCUGGACAAGACUGCACCGGCCCACGCCGACGAGCACGGGUGUUGGUGGAACAAGGACAUUGGGAAGAUCGUGGAGGACAGCGGACUUGAAGUUGUGAACAUCAAAAGGUACAACUUCGGCACGACAUGGUGGUUAGAGCUGAAGCCUCGGAAGGGUCUGCGGAAGAAGAUAGCCGACGUUGCGACGGCAGCUGCAAAGGGUGAGCAGCGGCUUGUGCCGCAGACCGAGUCCGCGGUGACACAAAAACCGUGGUGGUCGCUGUGGAGAUGA
This is a messenger RNA of Didymella exigua CBS 183.55, 1110 nucleotides long. RefSeq names its product methyltransferase OMS1 mitochondrial precursor. Lineage: Eukaryota; Fungi; Ascomycota; Dothideomycetes; Pleosporales; Didymellaceae. Bases 1 to 1110 code for a protein of 369 amino acids. The transcript has a single exon. The record is from RefSeq and is a predicted model, not a curated record.